Messenger RNA from Acinonyx jubatus (cheetah), 4631 nucleotides. It is a transcript of the gene SLC1A4, whose product is annotated as solute carrier family 1 member 4. Bases 330 to 1928 code for a protein of 532 amino acids. NCBI's taxonomy places the organism in Eukaryota, Metazoa, Chordata, Mammalia, Carnivora, Felidae. Gene Ontology annotation, biological process: L-glutamate transmembrane transport; L-serine transport. The transcript has 8 exons. Gene Ontology annotation, molecular function: L-alanine transmembrane transporter activity; L-serine transmembrane transporter activity; L-aspartate transmembrane transporter activity. Gene Ontology annotation, cellular component: plasma membrane. The record is from RefSeq and is a predicted model, not a curated record.
CCGCUCCCAGCUCCCUCGGUUCUUCCCAUCUGCGUCCGUUCUCGCGGCUCCCGCGUUGCAUCAUCUCCAGCUCGCGACCGCUGUGGGAAGGUUGGGCGCGGCGCGACACACUCAGGCCGGUGCUCCAGCCCUCUCUCCCGCGCCUCUCCUGGCCCUUUCCACACCUGCUUCUGCGCCCAGGUCGGGAGCUCUCCGCGGGCCGCCUCCCAAAACCCGCGGGACACAGCUGGCGGACGUCGCCAGCUCCGCCUGAUCCGUUCAUUGAGAGCCUCGUCUUAUCCCAGAGCAAAGUCCCCCGCCUCCAACAGCUCGGGGCCGCGGGCACCGCCAUGGAGAAGAGCAGCGAGACCAACGGCUACCUGGACGGCACCCAGGCGGGGCCUGCGGCAGGGCCUGGCGCGCCGGGGUCCGCGGGGGGACUCGCGCGGCGCUGCGCGGGCUUACUACGGCGGAACGCGCUCGUGCUGUUCACCGUGUCCGGAGUGGUGGCGGGCGCCGGCCUGGGCGCGGCGCUGCGCGGGCUCGGCCUCAGCCGCACGCAGGUAGCCUACCUGGCCUUCCCCGGCGAAAUGCUGCUCCGCAUGCUGCGCAUGAUCAUCCUGCCGCUGGUAGUCUGCAGCCUAGUGUCGGGCGCCGCCUCCCUCGACGCCAGCUCUCUCGGGCGCCUGGGCGGCAUCGCCAUCGCCUACUUCGGCCUCACCACGCUUGGCGCCUCGGCGCUCGCCGUCGCUUUGGCGUUCAUCAUCAAGCCUGGGUCUGGCGCGCAGACCCUUCAGUCCAGCGACCUGGGGCUGGAAGAGUCGGGGUCCCCUCCGGUCCCCAAAGAGACAGUGGACUCUUUCCUCGACCUGGCCAGAAACCUGUUUCCCUCAAAUCUUGUGGUUGCCACUUUCCGCACGUAUGCAACUGAUUAUAGAGAGAUGACCCACAACACGAGCUCUGGAAACGUAACCCAUGAAAAGAUCCCCAUUGGCACUGAGAUCGAAGGGAUGAACAUUUUAGGACUGGUCCUCUUUGCCCUGGUGUUAGGAGUGGCCCUAAAGAAACUCGGCUCCGAAGGAGAAGAGCUCAUCCGUUUCUUCAAUGCCUUCAAUGAGGCAACGAUGGUGCUGGUGUCAUGGAUCAUGUGGUAUGUGCCUGUGGGCAUCAUGUUCCUGGUUGGAAGCAAGAUUUUGGAAAUGAAAGACAUCAUUGUGCUGGUGACCAGCCUUGGAAAAUAUAUCUUCACAUCCAUAUUGGGCCAUUUUAUUCAUGGAGGAAUUGUUCUGCCACUUAUUUAUUUUGUGUUCACACGAAAAAACCCAUUCAGGUUCCUCCUGGGCCUCCUCACACCGUUUACAACAGCAUUUGCCACGUGCUCCAGCUCAGCAACACUUCCCUCCAUGAUGAAGUGCAUUGAGGAGAACAACGGUGUGGACAAGAGGAUCAGCAGGUUCAUCCUCCCCAUCGGGGCCACCGUGAACAUGGACGGAGCGGCCAUCUUCCAGUGUGUGGCCACCGUGUUCAUCGCCCAGCUCAACAACAUCGAGCUGAAAGCAGGACAGAUUUUCACGAUUCUAGUGACGGCCACAGCCUCCAGCGUUGGAGCAGCUGGCGUGCCCGCUGGAGGGGUCCUCACCAUCGCCAUUAUCCUGGAGGCCAUUGGGCUGCCCACUCAUGACCUUUCUCUGAUCCUGGCUGUGGACUGGAUUGUGGACCGCACCACCACCGUGGUGAAUGUGGAAGGGGACGCCCUGGGUGCGGGCAUUCUCCACCACCUGAAUCAGAAGGCGAUGAAGAAAGAGGAGCAGGAACUGAGCGAGGUGAAGGUGGAGGCCGUCCCCAACUGCAAAUCGGAGGAGGAGACGUCGCCCCUGGUAACACACCAGAACCCUGCCGGCCCUGCGGCCAGCGCCCCGGAACUGGAAUCCAAGGAGUCGGUUCUGUGACAGGGCUUGCUUUGGGCUUGCCUGCAGCGGCGGUGCCCGGCCUGUUAGUGCAGCUGCCGAAUGCCAGACACCGCGCUCGCUCUCUGACUUUUAGCCUCCAAGCAAUGCUUUGGCCCAAUCACCAGUUUGAGGAUUACCUCUCGGCACAGGCAUUGGGCUUCCCAGUGGGAACUGGUUACCGAAGACCAGGGCACUCUGAUAUUCGGCUUCAUCCGUGUCCAGGUGCAACCGUGUGUGCUCUGUUUGGAAACACGCCCUCCAGCUGCCAGGCUGGGUGCGUAGCAGGCUCACAGGUCCUGGCAGUCAGAGUGUGGAACAUGUACUCCUCAUUGCACCCAGUCAGGUCUGCACUGGGUGCUCUCUGGGCAAACCCAGGGGGCUUACAGUCAUCUGUCGCAUUGCCUCAUGAGCCGGAGUAAUUGGAAAAAUUCCUAAAUUCUUACCCUUGGCUGGAAUUCACUGAGCUGGGACUCGAGGUGUCUAGAUUUUGUACUGUUGCGAGGUGUGGCUGGCUUCUGAUUCACUGGUUGCUUGGGGGCUUGGAGGCACUGCAUGUUGUCAAGUUAGAAAUACUCUAGAUGGUGUUAGCACUGCGGGGGUCUCUGGUCAGGGGCACUAAGCAAACAGUUUAAAUUCUGAGGUCAGAGAAAGGAGGGGGCAUGCAGCCUGCAGGGGAAGGGAUGCACCCUAUCAGGACGGGCGCACACACACACACACACACACACACACACACACACACAGUCAUCCUUAUUCUCGUCCCAGCCCCUGGGGAAAUUUGCUGCUUCUGUGACCUGGCCUCUGACCACACUGUAGCUUUAUCCCCAUCCACUCCGAUCUGGCAAUAGGCAGAGAGGGGCCUCUUCCUCCAUGGUCAUCACAUUCAGAACCCUUGUUGGUUUAUCAGUCUAUUAUUAUAAUUCAACCAGACCCCUAAAAUGCUGCACUGCAGCAAAACAAAGACAAAAAGAAAACCACAAACCCACUCACUAAUUAGGGUGGGAUGCCCCCAUUCCAAGGUCCCCAGACCCCCCAGCUUUGGCUGAUUUCUGUGGGCUUAGUUUCUUUUCCUGCCAGUACAUCAAGAUUUAAAUUAUAAGCCAAAUGUCUGCUUCCUCCAGAUGCCUACUGACUGGGUUUGAAUGUAGGCGAGGAGGCUUCAUAAAGAAGACCGGUGUUGCCAGGGACAGGGAGGAUUGAAAGGCACAAGAAUGCUAUUUCACUGUGGCUGUGGUGUGUAUCCUUGGUGUGACCUACAGCAAGUCCUGGGCCUCACUUUACCCCAUUUGUAAAAUGGGGCUGAUGUCACCUGCCUCUUACCUACCUCAGAGGGAUUUGGUGAGGCAAAGUUAGUGAAUCCGUGAAAACAACCAUUUCAGUUCUUGGAUAUCAAGUGCUGACACCCCAAUGCUGUUAGUUUUUACCUAAGUGAUACCUUUCUCCACAGAGGCCUCAUCCUGCUGGUAAAAAUAUCUCUUACGACCAGGGCUUUGUGCUCCGUGUGCAUUAACCACUUCUAUCAUGCCCCUCGUUCUCUUUGUAGUUAUUUGAUAGCAUCAAGUGCAACCUCCUGAUGUCGUUCAAGUGUUCCUGAAUCAGCCACCCCCACCUCCCACCACAUUUCUGGGUCCCUGACUUCCGUGUGACUCCAAGACCCGGGCAGCAGCUCUGCCACUCACAACAGGCCACAACAGCUCCCAGACUGUCGGCAUCCUUCGUUUUCUUAUUUUCCCUGUUGCCGUGGCAUUGCUGUCACCCAGGCCCUGCAGAAGCGAAACACACACACACACACACGUUAGGAUGUGUGUCCCAUUGUACUGAGAAUGGGCGGGCAGGACAGAAACAGUCAGACUUCUCCGUUUUAAAACCGGGGUUGUGUUCCUGAGUGGAAGGAGUGGGGAAGAGCCCUGCUACACAGAGCCAGUCCAGCUGGUGGGGAGGCCCAAGUCCCUCCAAAUCUCUUUAAACCAGCUAAGUCUCUCCUGUCCUCUGUGAAGCCAGGAGUGACCAGGAACCAAGCUGAGAGGUGCCUGGAAACCUUUACACUCUGGCUGGUUGUUGAUCCCCUUCUGUUUUUAAAAGAGAGACAAUCACACUGAUCCCAAAUCGCAAGUGAACAUUCACGAUUUUUCUGCCUUCUAGAGAUCUUAUCUUUCCUUCUCCCACAUAUAUCCAUGGCUACAUAUGCACACAAAUGCACAUGUGUAUGUGUGUUAGACACAUUGUUUUAGCUCCAAUCUAAGCAAGUUUGAGUUUGGAUAGAGGUGAUCUAACCAUAAGUUUUAGGGCUUCUGCAAACUGAUUCUUCUGUUUCUAAAAGUGAAUUCUUUCACAAAAUAUAAGCAUCAAAGCCGUACAUCCAGUGACUGCACACGCUCUGUCCCGAAACUGGCAAUGCACUAGGUAGCAUGCUGUGGCCUGGAGAAGGGUGCUUCUCUAUGAAAUCCUGAUGAUCGCCCCGCUUCUCCUGGGAGGAAGAAGGUGCCAUGUUUCUCCCCGUGUUUCAGUCCACAAGAGGAAUCAGAGCAGGAGUGACCCAGCUGGGGAAAAUCCCACUUUCUCGUUGUCUGAAGCUGUCUCCCCUGCUAUUCUAACAUGUUGUCAUAAAUACUGUUCAGAUACUGUUAAUCUCUGACUGUUUUAUAUGUGUGACAUUUGCCUUAAAACAUAGCAGUCCUCAAAAUGAAUACAGUAUUUCUACUAGGA